Molecule: messenger RNA, 4014 nt
Organism: Hippocampus comes (tiger tail seahorse)
Lineage: Eukaryota; Metazoa; Chordata; Actinopteri; Syngnathiformes; Syngnathidae
Gene: jph1a
Product: junctophilin 1a
Exons: 9
Coding region: 462-2558 (698 amino acids)
Cellular component (GO): junctional membrane complex; plasma membrane; endoplasmic reticulum membrane
Source: RefSeq, a predicted model, not a curated record
AUGACGCUGUCUCCGUGAACCAGGACGGGCACCUCGCCAGUCGGAUUGAGACGCAUGAACCACGGCUCAUUGUGCUCGCUGAGUGGGGCACCGGGGACAAGUGAAGAUAAGCAGGCGACAAUGCCCAAGUUGACUCAAGACACCCCCUGUUGGCAGGGAGUAGUACUACUUACCAAUCUCAAUUAGUCAAUCUUCGUGCAGGAGGGAGUGUGAUGCAUCAGAGAUGGGAGAGGAGGAGUGGGCGGGAUCUUUGCGGUGACGUCGCGUGUGAUUGGCCGGGUGACCCUGUCCAGCAGGGGUAUCUCUCUCUCCUUCCUCCCUCCCUCGGUGGCCAGUGGGCGAGAGUGGGGAGACCAGCCACACUCAACGAACAAGCCGGUGCGCGGAUCCGUCAUCCUCUCCCGUUGGUCCUGGACGCCCCUGCCUCGGUCGUGCCGUUUCCCCCCCAGCUUUGCAUCUGAAUGACGGGCGGAAGGUUCGACUUCGACGAUGGCGGCACAUACUGCGGGGGUUGGGAGGAUGGCAAAGCCCACGGACACGGCAUCUGCACCGGACCCAAGGGCCAGGGCGAGUACGCGGGCUCUUGGUCGCACGGCUUCGAGAUAGUCGGCGUGUACACCUGGCCCAGUGGCAACACCUACAAGGGCUACUGGUCCCAGGGCAAGAGGCAUGGCCUGGGCGUGGAGAAUAAAGGCAAGUGGAUCUACCGCGGGGAGUGGAGCCACGGCUUCAAGGGGCGCUACGGCGUCCGGCAGAGCCACAACACACCUGCGAGAUACGACGGCACCUGGAGCAACGGGCUCCAAGAUGGAUAUGGCAUCGAAACCUACGGCGAUGGAGGCACCUAUCAAGGCCAGUGGAUGGGCGGCAUGCGCCACGGCUACGGCGUGCGCCAGAGCGUCCCUUAUGGGAUGGCGACUGUUAUCCGUUCGCCUUUACGUACAUCCAUGGCUUCCCUGCGCUCCGAGCAGAGCAACGGCACCGUGCUGCAGGACCUCUCCUCCCCUGCAGACACCCCCACGGGCAACCGCGGGGGCUUCGUGCUCAACUUCCACUCGGACAGCGAGGUGGUGACGGGCAAGAAGAAGGGCCUCUUCCGCCGGGGUUCCCUCUUCGGGAGCCUGCGGCAGUUACGCAAGUCCGACUCCCGGACCUCCAUCUCCAGCAAGCGCAGCUCGGCGCGCAGCGACGCCACCAUGAGCCGCAUCAGCUCCAGCGACGCCAACUCCACCAUAUCCAUCGGCGACGGCGAGCUGCAAGACGAGGACCUUCUCUUGGAGGACCACGUGGACGCCACCACCACCGAGACCUACAUGGGCGAAUGGAAGAACGACAAGCGCAACGGAUUUGGCGUUUCAGAGAGAUCCAAUGGGAUGAAGUACGAGGGCGAGUGGCUGAACAACAAGCGCCAUGGUUACGGCUGCACAGUUUUCCCAGAUGGCACCAAAGAAGAAGGGAAGUACAAAAAUAACGUGCUGGUGCGUGGAAUAAGGAAGCAGCUGAUUCCUCUGAAGAACCCCAAAACCAAAGAGAAGGUGGAUCGGGCAGUCGAGGGGGCGCAGAGGGCAGCGGCCAUCGCCAGGAGUAAAGUGGAAAUAGCAGCUUCCAGGACGGCCCAUGCCAGGACGAAGAGCGAGGCCGCAGACCAAGCCGCCAUCUCUGCAGUCCAAGAUGCUGAAAUCGCCAGAGCGGUUGCUCGGGAGCUUGCACCAAACUUCUAUCAACCAGGGCCCGACUACGUAAAACAGCAGUUUAAAGAGCCUGUAGCGAUUAAGGAGGUCCCCGUUGUGAAGAAAGACGACUCACCACGCGAUUCUCCCCAUUUUUACCGCAAAGGUACCACCCCUCCUCAUUCCCCGUUGAAUAGUCCCGUGGGCUCGCCUCCACACUCGCCUCACUCCAACAAGAAGAAAGGCCAUCUUGCCAACAGCAACAGCCGAAAAACCAGCCAAGAGGAGCAGCCUUCCCAUAAAAUAAGCAAGGAGGAGAAGUCGGCGCAUAAACACAGCAAAGAUGACCGUUCGAGCAGGAAGCCAAACAAAGAGGAGAGAAUGUCCGUCCCCGAUGGCCCCAAAGCUGCUCAUAUGCACAUCGAGGCACCCCCGAAACCUGCGAAACUUCAACAGCCGAGCCCUCCGCCCGAUUCCCCCGCACGUGCCCCUUCCGUCCCGGUCAACGGCCAGCUCCAUACGGAGUACCACAGUUACUACGUCAAGGCGCCCGUAAAGGGCCCUCCACCGCCCGACCCAGAGGAGGACCCGGAGCAAGAGCUUAGUGCGCAGGCCCUGGCACGCAUGCCGCCACAGCCCAGGUCUAUUGGUACCCCGACCCCGACCACGACCCCGACCCCGAAGCCGGCCUCCACACGGGACAGCAAGGGCGAACCGAAACUCAGGAAGCAAGAUUCCCUCAAGCCAAAGAGCCUCGCAGACACAAAGAAAGCCAGUAUGGAGAUUGCAGAAACCACGGCGGAAACAGGUCCUAACGCCAUCCUUGUCGCGAUGGUAAUGCUGUUGAAUAUCGGCCUCGCAAUUAUAUUUGUCCAUUUUCUGACAUGAUAGUGCUCAUUCUUAGCGAAAAGACGGCAAGCUGUGCAAUUGCAUCGCCGGCCUUGGGAGAAAAAAAAUGGCGCCGACGAGUCACGGUGGCAGCCGGAGGUGUUUGGUUUACAGCAUGACACCGCAGAGAAACAAGAGGAAGGCGUCACGAGCGCCGACCUGUCACAGGCCCCGCAUGGACCACCCCUGCCAAUUAGCACUCCUUUGGGCUUCUGGAAAAAUCUGAGGUGAAAUGUUGUGUCUAUUGAGUUAUACUAAACCAAUCAAACAUAGUGGAAGUCAUUUCAACCCGCUGGCGCUGAGGCGAGCAGCGGCCCCUGCAGCCGGACGAGGCGGCGGCCUGACGGACUUUGCUGCUGAGAGAAUGUGGAGCUGCACUUUUAGAUGACGGGAGCAAACAGCUGCCUUUCUAUUUUGCCAUCGCCGGGAGGCCACGAUGGCGGGGCGAGAGUGAGGUGCGGAACAGUCGCAGUGGGAGCACGAGGGGCGUUUUUCGGGGGGCGAGGGGCUUCCCACCACUUCAUCCAACGGCAAGCUGGCCCGGGCCUGUUGCUAAGAAGUCAGUGCUAGCACGGUCACUCGCCAGUCUUACUGUUUUCAAAGAUCUUCAUGUUUAUCCAGCUCCUUCCAGCACUGCUCAGAACAAGCCCCCGUUGCAUGGUACUGUUUUGACAUUUUCUUUUUAUUAUAUUGUGUUUGUUGUUUGUUGUUGGGAUGGUGGUAACACUUUUAUUUUGGAAUUCACACACCGAUUGGGCUGUAUUUUUUGGGCGGGGGAAAUGCAAGUGCAAUAUGUUUUUUUUUCAUGCACUUGGAGUAUAUUUUGCUAAAAAAUAAAUUAUAUCAUUAUUAUUAAAGUAUAAUUUAUCGCAGGGGUGGGGAACCCAUUGCUUGUGGGCCAUUACACCGUUCCAAAGAGCAUUUGAUUUGGCCUAGAUUUCAAAUUAUUUUUAUUUUUUUAAACUCUAAGAAAAAGCCCAAUAACAUUUUGGCAUCCAUUCUCAUAAUAAUAAUAAAAAAACAUUGAUUCUGUUGUUAUAUAUGUUAAUAGACUUCAGAGGACUGAAAUGGCCCCAAUGAAAUGGGAUAAAUGUUACCUACCCUUGAUGUUGAUUGACAGCUAGCAAAGGAAGUUUAUUGACGCGGGCUGUCGAGAGUGGUGUUAACAAAGGUCUUAUUGUUAUUUAUUGAAAUCCGAAUCAAAUGUUUGAAUAUGUAUUGCGACACAUGCCUCCACGACACCACUGGGCUUGAAUUCCAUCUGUGUUCUCUCCACUGGCCACCAUUAUUUUAUUCUCGGAUGCAAUGGCUGCUGCGGCAGCGACCGAAACGCUACUUGGGGAGGACGGGAAGUUGGAAUUAUUCAGUUUGACGCUUAGGGGGAAUGUGGCGGCCCUGGGUGGGGGAAAGGAGAAUGAUGCCUUUAAAAGUCUUUAACAGUACUACUGUUUACCUU